CAAUUGAGUAGAGACCCUCCAAGAAAUUUCCCAAGUCUGAAUAGGCAGCAUGAUGCUCUGUUCCCUGGAUUUGCAAAGUCACAAUCCCAAAGAGUGGGAAAGUCUGGUGGUUCAAAAGGUGGUUCAGUUAGUAGUAAACCAGGAAUUAUACAUGUUUCAUUAUCAUUAAGAGAUGAAGUUAAAUUACAUGAAACUGAAAAUGCUUGGAAACCAUCCCAUAUGAAAAAUGUUAAUGUUAAUGACGACAGCAGGCAAACUGAAGAAUUGUAUAAAAAAGUACGAGGAGUCCUCAACAAGCUUACGCCACAAAAAUUCGAAACCUUGGUUAGGCAAGUUAGGGAUCUUGAUAUUAACACUACAGAAAGACUUAAAGGUGUUAUGGAUUUAGUAUUUGAAAAGGCUGUUGAUGAACCUAGUUUUUCUGUAGCUUAUGCAUAUAUGUGUAAAGAGUUAGCUCUUAUCCAAGUUCCUGCUGACCAACAAAACGGUCAAUCUUCAACUGUUGAAUACGUCAAUUUCCGUAAAUUGCUCUUAUCCCGUUGUCAAAAUGAAUUUGAGAAAAAUACAGUAGAUGAAACCGCAAGAGAAGUUAAACUGAAAGAAAUUGAAGCGUGUACAGAUCCUGAGAAGAAGAAGGAACUACAGUUUAAUUUAGAAGAAGAAGAGCGAAAGAUUCGUGUUAAAUCUGUUGGAAAUGUUAGAUUUAUUGGAGAGUUAUUCAAACAAGGUAUGUUGACCACAAAAAUCAUGAUGCAGUGCCUUAGGAUGCUACUGCAGUCAAUUGAAGAAGAAAGCCUCGAGUGCCUGUGCAAAUUGUUGACGACAAUUGGCCGAGAUUUAGAAAUUAACAAAAAUCAAGAUUUGAAACCUACUUUUCUUAAAAUGCAAGAAAUUGUUGAUCGAAAACAUGGGAAAAUUAGCAGUAGAGUUAGGUUUAUGCUCCAAGAUGUAAUUGAAUUACGACUAAACAAAUGGAAACCCCGACACAAUGACACGAACCCAAAAACAAUGGAUCAAAUUCAGAAGGAAGCUGAAAAUGAACAAAUGCAAAUACAAUUGAUGAAUUCUACGCCUACUCCCAGAAAAGAUAACGACAGGAGGGGCAAUAUGGGAAGCAUGGGCUCAAACGAUGGCAGGAAGAGAAGUCAAAUGAACGAAGAUGGAUGGUCUACUGCUGGAGGAAGGGGUUCACGCAGCGGUCACUCAUUCCCAGACAUGAGCAAACUUAGACAAUCUUUGAUGCCAGCGAUACAUGCUACAGAAGACAUUUCAUUAGGUAAACCCCAGUACGGUAAUUGGGGCCAUGGUAGCAAUAUGAAGUCUACUCCAUCACAAAUUAAUUAUUAUUCGGCAUUGGAGAAUGUUGAAGACGACAGACGAGGCUCCAGAAAUAAAAAUGAUCCUGGAUAUCAUUCUAAAGGACCUUCCAUGGAAAGAUACAAGAAAUAUGAUGAGAAUCGUUCUUCGCGAAGCGGCUCUCAACAUCGAUCCAGAGACAAUUCUUCAUCUCGGUCACAUGCACCUCUUCAUACGGGUAGCGGUCGUUCACAACAAUUACCAGGCCCAAUGAGCAACAUGCCUCAAAUGACCAGACAAGGUUCAAUGCCGCCACCAGUAAUGACCCCUGCUUUUAACCAACCCCCACCACAGAGUCAAACUCAACCUCAAGUGGACAGUAAUAUUCCGAAAGAAGAUAUUCCAGAGAAACUACUGAAUAAGAUGAAACUUAGAAUUGUUGAUAUUGUAGAAGAUUAUGCAAAUAGUUCGUUCAAAAUUGAAGCUGCUGGUCAAGAAAUUCAAUCUCUAUGUACAACUAAUCAGCUCUACGGGUUCCUUAGAGAAUUAUACAUGGCAUGUUUAGAGAAAAAUCAAGUUCUAAGAGAAAAAGCUGCUCAAAUUGUAGUUCAUAUGAUUAAAAAUAAGUUGCUUCCUAUUAAAAGCUACUUGUGUGGUCUAGAAGAAGUCUUGGAAUUUGCAGAUGAUCUUCGGGUUGAUAUUCCUAAGAUGUGGGAGUACUUGGCAGAUUUAAUCGCGCCCGUUCUUGCGUCUGAAUGUGUAAACUUGAAAGACAUUCAUAAAAUAUCACAUGUACUGAUAAGUCAAGAUUUGGCUGGGGAAUUUAUAGCUGCUAUUUUUAAAACUAUAUCAAAAGAAAAAGGACCUGGUCGAGUUAAAGACAUAUGGGCAAAAUCUGGUUUAUCUUGGAAGUCAUUCAUGGAUGAAAAGAAAGUGGAUGAUUUUGUUAAAUCAAAGGAACUGGAUUAUGUCACUGGAGGAGCAAUUCAUGCUAUAAAUAGCUCAAGUCAUCUUAGUAUGAAACAAAUUCAAGAAAGAAUAUUGAAAUUUAUGACUGAAAAUGAUUCCGAUGCAAAUAUUGAACAAUGGAUAACUAUGAAUGUUGGUGAUAUGUCAAAUACUCCUGCGUUUGCCAGAACUCUAAUGACAGCUGUAUGCGAACAUUCCGUAACUAAACAUUCAAAGGCGUGGGUUUUAUUGGAAAAUGUAUUCAAGAAACAUUAUGAUCUACUGACAACAUACAUUUCUAACAAACCCGAUUGUGAACUUCAAGCGCUUUAUGCCAUUCAGUGUUACAUGCAUAAAUUAGAAUAUCCACAAGGUGUUUUAGUGCAAUUGUUUAAUAUGCUUUGGGAUUCGGGUAUUAUAACAGGAGAUUCUUUCUUGCAAUGGAAAAAUAGUACUGACCCUGCAGAAAUUGAAGGAAAAGGUGUUGCUGAGAAAUGCCUCGUGUCUUUCUUCACCGUUCUGCAAGAACAAGAUGAUGAGUCCUCCACCGAGGAGUGACAGCUUGAAUCAUGACUCCUUGGGCUUCCGGUUAAUGAAGUCAUGCUACUAUGUGACUUUAAAAAGCAAGAUUAAAAAUAAUAUUGCAAUGUGGUGCGUUUGCGUAAAUAAACCGUGGGAAGUAAACCUACACUGAGACUUUAACCUAUUUAUAGACAUAUAAAAUAUAAUUCUUAAAUAUUAAAACCUUAGAAACUUACUAUAUAAAUUGUAAUUUAAAAACAGGUUGAAUAUAAAGUAUAAAUAAUUAUAGAAGAUUGAUUUCCUUAACAGUGAGUGUUAUGUUAAAAAUAUAUAUUUAAUACAUGAAAUGGACAAUGUUUCAUUUAUUGAAACGAACUUCUUGACUAUGUCUGCAAUCGAUGACUGUGAGUUAUAUAUAAAAGUUUUCUUAUAUACUUACGUGUAUAUAUAUAAG
Messenger RNA from Ctenocephalides felis (cat flea), 3220 nucleotides. RefSeq names its product eukaryotic translation initiation factor 4 gamma 3-like. Gene Ontology annotation, molecular function: protein binding; translation initiation factor activity; mRNA binding. NCBI's taxonomy places the organism in Eukaryota, Metazoa, Arthropoda, Insecta, Siphonaptera, Pulicidae. Gene Ontology annotation, cellular component: eukaryotic translation initiation factor 4F complex. The record is from RefSeq and is a predicted model, not a curated record.